CCGCACCGCACCUCCUGUUUCGUCUCCGCCGCCGGACCAGCGACGGCCGCCGCACCUCUCCCCUCCGCCGGCGUGGAUCCGCCCCGCUCCAAUGGAGGCACCGCCUUUCCCUCCUGCGCCUCCGCCGCCACCCCCACCUCCCGACCUUACCUCCGCCCUCGCCCGCCUCCGCUCCCUCCUCUCCGCCGCUUCCUCCGCCCUCGCCGCCCUCCCCUCCCCUCUCCAGCCCCACCCAGCCAGCCCCCACACCAGCAUCCCCUCACCUGAGCCCACCACCACCGCCAAACCUCCACUCCCGCCGCCCACCACCGCCAUCACCCUACCGCUCCCGGCCGCCCCAGCCCCCUACUCCGACUGCCCCGCCGUCGUCCGCACCACCCCCACCCCGAUCCCCGCGGUCUCCACCCUCCCCGCCUCCAUCGCCGCCGAGUGCGCAGAUUUCUCCUCUUACGGUGCCGGCCGGAGCCCCUCCCCGCCGCCCCGCAUCCUGCCGUCGGAGCUCACCCUCCUGCGCCGGGAGCUGGACUCCUGCCACCACCCCCCUGGGUCGUGCUCCUGCGCUGCUACCCGGGUGGCGGCCGCGUUCCGCUUGGGCGUGACGCCGCGGUGGGAGGCCGAGCUGCGGCGGUGGGUGCUUGGGAGCUCACCGAGGUACGGGGUCAAGGUCGGCGUGGCGGAGGCGGACCAUAUCUGGGUGCUAUUGUGGCUCUGCUUGAAGGUGACGGCGGCGGAGGCUGGGUGCUCGCUGGAGGCGAUGCACAGUAGGGAUGACAACGAGAGUGUAGGUUUUGAUCCCUGGGCCAGGAGGUUCGAGUGCCCAAGGCUGGUCGAGGGCGUCUCGUGGUUAGGUGCACAGCUCGGGGUUCUGUAUGGAGAAAGCAAUGGGAGACUUUUUGCUCUUGCAGCGGUGAAGGAGGCAGUCCUGCAGAUGGCGUAUUGCUUGGCUGUUGGUGUAAGAAAUGGUGCAGCUGGUGGAGGAGAGGGCGAGGUUGGAGCUGGUGGAGGAGCUGGUGAAAAAGGAAGUAAUGCUGGAGAUGUUGUGGCAGGCCAUGUUUUUCUUUCCCAGGUUGCUGCUGCCAUCAUGGCAUUGCAUGAGAGGUUCUCCUUGGAGAAGAGGAAAGUACUGGAAGCUCAACGCUCGUCGAAAUAUCAGUUAUUACUUGAAUAUUCACAAGCACUGGAACGAGGGGACUUGGAGCGAUCAAACAGACCAAACUACAGAGCUGUUCUAGAAUAUGAUGGGAUCCUGUCACGGAGAGUAGAGAACCAGGAAUCUGCUAGAGCCAAGACAAGGGAGGAGCUUUUAGCUGAAGAACGAGAUUACAAACGAAGAAGAGCGUCUUACCGUGGCAAGAAAGCGAAUCGAAACCCUACAGAGGUACUAAGAGACAUAAUUGAUGAGCAUAUGGAGGAAAUCAAACAGGCAGGAGGUAUUGGUUGUCUUGUGGAAGCUCCUGCUGACAUUGCAGAAAAUGUGCUUAAGAGCAACUCUCAUGGUGGUACAUAUCAAGGAAUUGAUGAUUUUUCUAGCAGAUCUUCUAAUGAUAAGACAGCAUUGGGUUCUCGGUCACCUAGUUGUGACAAGUCACCACGUGCUGAUUCUUCGGGAAGAUUUUCAUCAAGGAGCCGUGACACAAGAGAUUCGCACAAGACCUCAAGAUAUGAAACUCAUGGGAACCGUUCCAAAUAUAUAUCUGUGAAUGAAAAUAGAUGGAGUGUAGGAUCAGAAAGUGAAAUGGAUCAAAGUUAUCCUUACCGGCAGGAGAACCAUCGACGACAAAGAAGCUCCAAUGAUAAUAUAAAUUGUGGGAAUAAGUAUAAGAAGGGUGUCUCAGACCACAAUUCUGAGUCUAGUGAUUGUACAGCAUGGUCGGCACGAUCACACAGAUCUUCUGUCACAAAAUAUGCUCACAUGUCUGAAGAAGGGUGCAGUGGUAGAAGUAGAGCUAGUCAGAAGCGGCAUAAAUCUUUAUCUGUAACUCAUGACCAGUUCAGUGACAGAUAUGAUCCCCAAAGCACAUAUUCUGAUGGAGACCCUCGGACAAGCAUGCUUUCUGAUGCUACUGAAGGAAAGCGUGAGAUAUACCAUGAUGAAGUACAUCAUCGCAGACAUCAUGAAAGAAAGCGUGAUCACCAUCUCUGAAUGAUAAUAGAGAUUAUUUUUGCUUUCUAUAUCAGUAGCUAAAUAAUACAGGCCUCUGGGUUAUUAGCCUUCAGCUGUAUCCUUUUAUGUAUCCUCAUGCAGCUUUAUAACUUCCUUACUUUCUGGGUUAAUAUCUGUUGCAGUUGUUACCUUUCUCAGGUUCUAUUAGCUGUUGAAGUUUUGUCUUGUUUUACAAAUUCAUUUACACUAAUCAAGGUUCUUAUUGUACUUUCUUGUGAAAUUCAUUCAAGUUUAUCCGGUGUUACUGGUUAUUUUAAUUAUAUCACUGCUAAUGUUUUGGAAGCACUUUAAUUUAUUCUAGACUUUUACCCAGUUCUUUUGGUGUUUGCUUUUGCUUCUCUGGAAUUCAGAGUUUUUUUUUUUCUGAACCUCUGUUUUUUUUUGGUUAUGUAUGCAAGUUUAUCCUCAUCCGGUUAAGACUACUGAUGCAUAAUUGCUUGAACAUACUUUGUUCAUUCUAAUUCUUGUGUCUGUGGCUUCUGAUGCGAGUUAGCAUGCCAUUGAUCCACUUAUGUGCCUGAUUUUUUUACAUGAGUCUGCCUCAUGGGUGCGUGGAAAUGGUGAUCUUUCACGGUGCAACUAAGUUUUUUUUUAGGGGUACUAUUAAAGCCUUGAGCGUAGGGUUCAUUAUCCUCUAUGAUGUAGGUAGCCACUGCUUUCAAGAUUAUAUAACACUGGUGGUGACAUUGUGAAUAAUGGAAAACCUGAAUUCCUGUAAGAAUUUUUUUAAUCUGAAUUAUCUAAAGUCCCUACAUUUCAAUAAAAAAUGAAAUAUUUUAGUGGAAAAUAAUAAAAUUGGUUUAUUUUAUCAAAACUUGCAAACCUAUUACAUUCCUGAGUAUUUUUUUACACCGGUCGCUUCCUCGAUCAUGGUGCAAGUUUGUGGCUAGUCAUCUGUAUGACUUCUUUAGAUUUGAAUUGUAUGACUAUUGAUCCGACAGUGUCUUCUUUAAACUUGAAUUUAACUGACAUGGAACUGAGUUUCAUUGACUAUGUCGCAAAUUCACAAUAGCAAAAGUGAGUUUUUAAACUGAAGAUAUGAGUUUUUAUAUAAAGUUUGAGAGUUAGUUACAAGUGAACAUAAACAUUGUUAUUUUGCUAUCCUUGUAUUUGUAUUUUUGGAGAAUUGGAGGAAGCAGUCAGAAAGCCACAUCUUGUUUUGUGUGUAUUGAUUUAUUUACCCAUCACUUUAUUUGAAAUCAGGAAAAAGAUGAAAGAAAAGAAAAGAAAUAAUCCAUGCUCUUUUGAAACACUCUAUGAUAGGAACCGGGGAAUUGUUCCUAAUCGAUCGGAGGUUGUAGUUGUGGGAGAUUGGAGGACGAGGCUUGAACCGCGAGGAACCACGGCGAGGUGCCGUGGUGGCGCGCGAGGGAGAGGAGGAAGGGUGGCGGCUAGGGUUUGGAACUCCCGGCUCCCUUCAGGAAGCCAGAAACAAUUGUGUUUCUGCUUAAUUCUUCAAAGAGUCUUUACAAAGUAUUUAUAACUCUCUUGCUAAUGAUUCUGAAAAAUAAAAGAUAACUGGGCCUCUAGCCUCCCUUCGCGCAGCCCACCUAGCCACGAUGUGCCGCGCGCCGCACGUAGUGCCUGCUGGUUAUAACACUCUAGGUGCCUUUUUUUUGGCAUAAAAGAAAACUGGCAAUUAAGUUUCGAUCCAUGGCUAUAUGUGCAGAUAUGCUACCUCAGCACUCUGCAGUUCCAAUGUUCUGUAGUUACUAUAAAAAAAAGUUCUGUAGUUAAUUUUUCACAUUCCAGCCAUAGAUCUUUUCUGACACAGUGCCUAAUGUUCUCUCAUUACAACAGCUUUUCUGUCUAGUGCCAUAGUUAGUUUUUCAGAUUGACUGUUACUUCCCUACUCUCUCUGUUCCAAAUUAUAGGUCGGUUUGGCUAAUCUUGAUACAUAAUUUUUGCUAUGUAUUCAGAUAUAUCGUAUAUCUAGGUGCAUAGAUAAAGCUAUGUAUCUUGAUUUGCCAAAACGAUGUACAAUUUGGAACCGAGGGAGUAGCACCUAAUGUGCUCUCAUUACAACAGCUUUUCUGUUUGUAGUAACUGAUUCAUGUUAAUUUCAAUCUGUCAUCUCAUUUGGCAACAGUUGAAUAGUUUGUUGACACCCAAAACAUACUAAUUUUCCAUCAUUUUUCUUGUAGGAAAUCAAUCUGAGCAAUGGGGCUAGUUCACAAACUCUUAGGUAGCAACUAAUACUUCUUUCUUGGUCAGCUUCUCUUUACUAUUCUGCAGAAGCGUUUCUGAGUGGGUCUACAUUUUGUUGUGCUGAAUGUGCUCUCCCAAGUCACUGUUGUACCAUAGAGAGAUAUAUAGUACUGUAUUGAAGAAUUACCGUGACUUUGUUGAAACCAAGCAUCGUGCCAGCUUUGAACUGUCUGCAUCUAUUGCUACUGUCCAUUCAACCUUGAGAUUCAUGCACUUGUUUUGUGCAUUUGUUCAUAUGUUGGUGGUUGAGAUCCUCACUUGUAAUAAGGAACCAGGAAGAAGAUUCAGUGUUUU
Panicum virgatum (switchgrass) is the source of this 4666-nucleotide messenger RNA. Its product is annotated as U11/U12 small nuclear ribonucleoprotein 48 kDa protein. Bases 92 to 2143 code for a protein of 683 amino acids. NCBI's taxonomy places the organism in Eukaryota, Viridiplantae, Streptophyta, Magnoliopsida, Poales, Poaceae. The record is from RefSeq and is a predicted model, not a curated record. The transcript is spliced from 5 exons.